Messenger RNA from Metarhizium brunneum ARSEF 3297, 1236 nucleotides. RefSeq lists its product as uncharacterized. NCBI's taxonomy places the organism in Eukaryota, Fungi, Ascomycota, Sordariomycetes, Hypocreales, Clavicipitaceae. Gene Ontology annotation, molecular function: histone binding; chromatin binding. Gene Ontology annotation, biological process: nucleosome assembly. Gene Ontology annotation, cellular component: chromatin; nucleus. The record is from RefSeq and is a predicted model, not a curated record.
AUGGCCGAACCGAUCAGAAACAAGCGACCCGACUUGACGGCCCCUACGCCUCAGAACACACCAGCUACCAAUGCGCCCAUCUCUUCCCACGCUCAGCAACCUGGCGUGGCUAGUAUCAUAGAAGAGGACAUGGAUCGCGCCACUGCCGCAGCGAUUUUCGCCCAGAACCCCAAACUGGUCCAAAUGAUUCAGGGCCGCCUGGGCUCGCUUAUUGGUCGUUCUUCGGGAUAUAUUGAGUCACUCCCCCCGGCUGUUCGCCGCCGAGUUGCUGGUCUGCGUGGCGUCCAGCAUGAGCACUCAAAGCUCGAAGAUGAGUUCCAGAAAGAAGUUCUGGAAUUGGAGAAGAAAUAUUUCGCCAAGUUCACACCGCUCUACGAGAAGCGUGCCGCCAUUGUCAAUGGCCAGACGGAGCCGACCGAGGAAGAGGUCAAGGCUGGUAGCAAUGAAGAUGAAGAGCUCGAGGCUAAUCCUUCAGGUACAACCGAUGAGAGCGCACCGAGGCAGGACGAUGUUCCCGAGGAUGUAGCUGGCAUUCCCGAGUUCUGGUUAUCGGCCAUGAAGAACCAGACGACGCUCGCCGAAAUGAUCACCGACCGCGAUGAGACCGCACUCAAGCACCUGACUGAUAUUCGCAUGGAAUAUCUUGACAAGCCUGGUUUCCGUCUCAUAUUCGAGUUUGCAGAGAACGAAUUCUUUACAAACAAAUCCAUCACCAAGACAUAUUUCUAUCAGAACGAGAGCGGUUAUGGCGGUGAUUUUAUUUACGACCAUGCAGAGGGUGACAAGAUCGAAUGGCGCUCUGGCAAAGAUUUGACCGUACGUGUCGAAGCCAAGAAGCAGAGAAACAAGAACACCAACCAGACCCGUAUCGUGAAGAAAACGGUUCCCACUGAAUCGUUUUUCAACUUCUUCUCGCCACCACAAGCCCCCAACGAUGACGAUGUAGAGGACGAAGAAGCCGUGGCCGAUAUCGAAGAUCGAUUGGAGCUUGAUUACCAGCUCGGUGAGGAUAUUAAGGAGAAACUUAUUCCUCGCGCCAUUGAUUGGUUUACCGGUGAAGCUCUUGCCUUCGAGGACGGCUUGGACGAGGAUGACUUGGACGGCGAUGAUUUUGACGAUGACGAGGACGAUGAUGAGGAUGACAUGAGCGAGGAUCAUGACGAGGACGAAGAGUCUGAUGAGGAAGAUGAGUCCGGAAAGCCCAAACAGGAGGCUGCUGAGUGCAAGCAAAGCUGA